CUCUCUUACUACUCCAGUAGUCAGCGACAAAUUAGUCGCUGGCUUGAUCUCCUCUGUUUUUCCCACCGGCGACGGAACCGGGGUUCGCCUGCGCCCACCGGAGCUCGCCCGCGCCGAACAAAGCGGACAACGGCGCUGCCGAGCUCGUCUCCCUCUUGCCCUUCUUCCACCAUGGCGGGUUGACCGGACGGUGAGGCGGUGCGACCUCGAGCUCGUAUCCCUGUCCGUCGCCUCCCUCUCCCUCCUCCUUCCACCGCGCCACCGCGGCGACGUGGCCGGGCGGAGAGGCGGCGUGACUGGCGCGACCUUGGGCUCCUCUCCCUCUCUGUCGCCUGAUAUUCCCCCCUUCUUCUACCGCGGCGGGGUGGCCCAGCGGAGAGGUGGCGCGACCUCGAGCUUCGCGAGCGGCAAUGGUGGCGCGGCCCGCGAGCUCAGUAGGCAUGGAUCGGGGGGCGGUGCGGCCGGCGAGCUCAGUAGGCAUGGAUCGGGGGGUGGUGUGGCCCGCGAGCUCAGUAGGCAUGGAUCAGGGGGCGGCGCGGCCGGCGAGUCCCGGCCGGUCCAGAUCGGGGGGCGGCGCGGCCGGCGCAGAUUGGGGGGCGGCGUGGCCGGAGCAGCCGCUCCUCUCUCCCCGUCGGCAGCGCCCUCCUCUCUCCCGCCAAGCUCGCGUCCUCUGUCCUGCCAAGCUCCCAAGCCACGCCCGCGAGGAGGCUGAACGCCACGUGCUUGCACUGUGAAGAGUUGGAUUUGAAUGAAUGAAAGGAGCAGAAUCCGAAGAAAGUAGGGCCCGCGCCGACCUCGCCUUAUCCCCAGAACAGGGCAACGCAGCAAAGGUGAGGAGCUCAAUCCUCCUCACCAACACCAAGACGACCACGACCUCCUCGCCCUCGCCGCCGCCCACCGACCAUGGCCUCCGCCGCCGCUUCUUCCUCCAAACCUCCCGUCGUGCUUGGCUGCGGCGCCGUCUCCGCGGACUACCUCGCCACCGUCGCCUCCUUCCCCAACCCCGACGACAAGAUCCGAAGCCUAACGCUCAAGGUCCAGGGAGGCGGCAACACUGGCAAUGCCUUGACCGCCGCUGCUCGUUUGGGCCUUCGCCCAAGGAUCAUAUCCAAGGUAUCCAAUGACCCACAAGGAAGAAAUAUUCUCAAGGAGCUGCAAGAUGAUGGGGUCGACACCUCUCAUAUCCUGGUUGCAGAGGAGGGGAAUUCACCUUUCACCUAUAUAAUUGUUGACAACCAGACGAAAACUCGUACUUGUAUUCACACUCCUGGUUAUCCUCCUAUGGUCCCUGAAGAGCUCACACAAGAAAACUUGUUUGCCGCUUUAGACGGUGCUGACAUUGUAUAUUUUGAUGUCAGAUUGCAUGAAACUGCUUUACUAGUUGCUGAAGAGGCAAGCCAAAGAAAACUUCCUAUUUUGAUUGAUGCCGAACGGAAGAGGGAUGGAUUGGACGAGCUUCUCAAUUUCGCAUCUUAUGUUGUAUGCUCUGCAAAAUUUCCUCAGGCUUGGACAGGAGCCUCAUCAACACCGGUUGCUUUGGUGUCCAUGCUUUUAAGAUUGCCUAAUAUCAAGUUUAUUAUUGUAACCCUUGGAGAAAAGGGAUGCUUGAUGCUUGAAAGAAGCACAACAGAUGCUUCUGAGGCAGAGGAAAUAGAUGUAGAGAGUCUUCUGGAAUCACUAGAGAAGAAAGAAGUUUUGAGUUCAAGCAUGCCAAAAUGCAUCGCCUCCAAGUCAAAUUUGAGAAUAAGUGCAGAUGGAAUAGGAUCCAUCAGUGGCAGAUUACUUUUAGGCACUGCCGAAAUUAUACCCUCUGAAGAGCUCAUAGAUACAACUGGUGCGGGUGAUGCAUUUAUCGGAGCAGUUCUCUACGGUUUAUGCUCUGGCAUGCCGCCUGAGAAGAUGCUGCCUUUUGCAGCUCAAGUGGCUGCUUGCGGGUGCAGGGGUUUAGGGGCUCGGACUGCUCUUCCCCAUCGCACAGAUCCCCGCCUGGUUGCCUAUUGACUCGAGGAACUGUAGUGUAUCAAUCUGUGUUGGAUUUGAUUGGGAUGGAUUCAUUGGAUUGUGGGCGCCUUUGAAAAAGAAGAGAUUAAGCAUUUGAAAUAUGGAGUAAUAAGAAAGCCGCCUGCAGUUGAAAUCGGUUCCUAAGUUGUAUGUAAACAUUGAUUGUUGUUGCAUACUGUCAAUAUACCUUGGCUUGUGUUAAUAAGAGAGAUUUGUGUGCUGUUGUUGCAAGGCCCAAGGUACGAGUGAUUGGUGGGUUCUUGUGAUGUUAAAGAGCAACAUUACCCAAUCAUAUACGGUCUCGUUGAUUUUGUACCAGUGCAAAGUGAAAUUACCUACAUUUUAC
Oryza sativa Japonica Group (Japanese rice) is the source of this 2347-nucleotide messenger RNA. The record is from RefSeq and is a predicted model, not a curated record. NCBI's taxonomy places the organism in Eukaryota, Viridiplantae, Streptophyta, Magnoliopsida, Poales, Poaceae.